Molecule: messenger RNA, 5895 nt
Organism: Equus caballus (horse)
Lineage: Eukaryota; Metazoa; Chordata; Mammalia; Perissodactyla; Equidae
Gene: NDUFAF6
Product: NADH:ubiquinone oxidoreductase complex assembly factor 6
Biological process (GO): mitochondrial respiratory chain complex I assembly; biosynthetic process
Cellular component (GO): mitochondrion
Source: RefSeq, a predicted model, not a curated record
GUGGGACGCCUACCACUGCAUGGCUUGCUAAGAGGUGCCAUGUCCGCCCCUGGGAUCCGAACUGGCGAACCCCAGGCCACCGAAGCUGAACCUGUGCACUUAACCACUGCGCCGGCCCUAAUUGUCCUAACUCUUUAGUUCUCUCCAGUCUGAAACAGUUUCUUAGUCUUUCCUUAUCUUUCAUGAGCUUGAUGUUUUUUGAAGAGAAGAGGAAACGAGAUUAUGAAAGCUAUUUAUGCUCCCUGCUGCUCCCUGCAGAAUCCAGAAGCUCUGCUUUUGCUCUGAGAGCCUUCAAUGUGGAACUGGCUCAGGCUGGUUAAGGACUUGGUCUCUGAGAAAACAAUUGGACUGAUGCGAAUGCAGUUUUGGAAGAAAACUGUGGAUGAUAUAUACUGUGACAAUCCACCACACCAACCUGUGGCCAUUGAACUAUGGAAGGCUGUCAAAAAACAUAAUCUGACUAAAAGAUGGCUUAUGAAAAUCGUUGAUGAAAGAGAAAAGAAUUUGGAUGACAAAGCGUAUCGUAAUAUCCAGGAACUGGAAAGUUAUGCUGAAAACACACAGAGCUCUCUUCUUUAUUUAACACUAGAAAUAUUGGGUAUAAAGGAUCUUCAUGCAGAUCAUGCUGCAAGUCACAUUGGAAAAGCACAAGGCAUUGUCACUUGCUUGAGAGCAAUGCCCUAUCAUGGUAGCAGAAGAAGGGUGUUCCUUCCCAUGGAUAUUUGUAUGCUGCAUGGUGUUUCACAAGAGGAUUUUCUACGAAAGAACCGAGAUAAAAAUGUGAGAGAUGUGAUAUAUGACAUUGCCAGCCAGGCCCACUUACACCUAAAGCAUGCGAGGUCCUUUCACAAAAGUGUUCCUGUGAAAGCAUUUCCUGCCUUUCUUCAGACGGUUGCUCUGGAGGACUAUUUAAAGAAAAUUCAACAAGUGGAUUUUGAUAUAUUCCACCCAUCUUUACAGCAGAAGAAUACAUUACUUCCAUUAUCUUUGUAUAUUCGGUCAUGGAGAAAAAGAUAUUAAAAUAAUUUUAUAAUAUUUGUAUUAAUUUUACUUUUAUUCAUUUUACAAAAGUAUACUAGUUAGUAUUCUUGUUUUGCAAACAAUAGGAACUGACUCUCUACUUAAGGAGAAACGAAUUUAUUCAGUGGAUGUCUGUAGCUCACAGAAUUGAUGAGAAGUUGCUGUGGGGAUAGGGUGCCAAGAUACUGCUGAUAUUCUGCCUCAGGCACCCUCAUUGUCACCACCAGCCCAGACAGUGUCUGCUAUACCAUCUCUGUGAAGUCCGAGCCCCAGGAGGGAGCAUUGGUUUAGCUGUGCUUAGGCUGCAGGCCAUGCUUCAGCCACCAGAGGGCAGGGAGAAGGAAUGUCUCCUCCAUUCCUUGCCCUUGGAAAAGGGGGAAAGGGCUCAAGUAGUGCUGGGUUUGCACGCUGAGCAGCCAGAACUCAGGUGUGCUUUACAGCUGGGUCACAAAGAAUGAAGUUAAUAUUUGAAGAAUGUCAGUCACUAUGUUGAGGGCUUUAUAUUCCUAACAUUUAAUCUUUACAGCUCUAUGGAAAUGUAUCCAUGAUGAUAAUUGCUUUAAAGUAAGACAGUUGGCUGGCAAGAGCUGGAAUCCUAGUUUGACUUUUAAGUUUGGCUGAUACGAAAGCUUUUACUUUUUUGUUAACCCCACUGCUUUCCUGUCUGUCAUCCAGUAUUAUCGUGAUCAUGAACAAAAUGGUAUUGAACAAAAUUAUAUUAACAAAGUGUGUAUUAAUAUAAAUUAUAUUAACAAAAUUGUAUUGAAUAUUGAUUAAUGGGAUAGUACAUUUUUAAAAACUAGUAUACUAGUUGAGCUUCCUGGUUAUAAGCUCUGUGCUGUAUACUUUUACCAAUGUUCUCAUUUUGUCUUUAAAACUCUAUGAAAUAAGGAAUGUUUUUGGUAAUUAAAAAAUUUAAAUUGUAAAAUACAUGCUAAUUACAAAAAACCCCAAAAUUGUUUGCAUUGCUGCUAAUUGGCAGAUGUGGACUCUGAAUGGGUCUCUGCCUCCCAAGACCAGGAUUAUGCUACAGUUUCCUUUUCCUGCCUUUUCAGUAGUCUUGCCUCUGGCCCACUCACACCUCUGGGGACUGUUCCUCUAUCCCAUUUCUCUUAAGCGUUUGGUUUCAGCUAUGAAUUAGCACCUAGUUCAAUUGUGACUUAGUGAUGGCUUAAAAUAUUUCAUUUUUGCAAAUAGAACUUAAACUGAGGACAAGAACACGUUGUUUUAUUCAUCUAGGGAUCCCCCAGUACUUAGAAUGGUUUCUGAUUUAGAGAAAGUAGAGAUUAACAAAUGAGAGAUUAAUAGAUGUAUAAUUGAAUGAAUGUGAAAUGUGGUUGAUGGUGAUGCUGAAAGAAUAUCCUCUUGUUUAAUUCUGUGGCUUUAGAAAGCCUUUUAGCUUAUCUGGAAAAGGCAAGUACAAGGAAAUGGGACACAUUUCCUCUUGGGAUUCUGAAUGAUCCAGGGUUGAAGAGUUCAUUAGAGAUAGUCUUUGUUAGUAGUAAGCAUUGUCUGUGGGUCCUCCCAGGUUAAAUUUGGCAGCAGUUAGCUGCUAAGCAUCUUGGUUGCUAUCUAAGGGUCUUUAAAAAAAAGAGUUUAAACACUCAACUGGAUUACUGGAUUCUUUCCUGGCUCAGAAGCCAAUUUACUAUUAAGUAAAUAAUUUCAAAAUAUUUUCUAAGCUGUUUUAAAUUUGAUGCUUAGAGAUUUGGAAGAACUGAAGUUUCCAGCGUCCCAGAUGUAAGCUGAAGUUUAGUUCAGAGACAGUUACUAUAGUAUUUCCUGGCAUGAAAGAUACUCCCUUAUAUGGUGCAACAUUCUUUUUCAUUUUUCAAAUCUGUUUUUUUAUUAGAGCAUUUUAAAGGAGUCAGAUAUAUUUUCAAACCAUUUAAGGUGUAUUUUAAUAUGAAUUGGUGGAGAGUAACAGAUAACAAAUGUUAAGUAAUAUUUUACUUACUAUCACUUACUAUUUACUUAUUAUUACUAUUACUUAUUAAUUAAGUAAUAAAUUACAAAUUAAUCUCAAUGUAGGUAAAGUUGCAUACCAUUAUAAAAUGUUUUGGAUAGUUCCCAAUCAACUGACAAUAUUCUUUCUCUCCUUUUGGUUAAAGCUUUCCUUUUGAUGAGGUUAAAUUACUCUUGAGAAAUACAACAGCAGCUAACACUUACUGAGCGUGAACUGGGACAGGUGGUGUGCUCUGGACAGUAAUCUUUACAGAGAAAGUAGGUCUUCAUUUUCCAAAUGAAAAAGCUGCCUCAGAGAUGUUAAGUUCAAGGUCACACAGCCAUUAGAACUAGAGCUGGAUGCCAAACCCCUGUUAGUUCAAUGCCAAUGCCCACAACCCAUGUAUUUUUGCCAUUCUUGAGAUUGUAAAAUAAACUGCCAAGUUUAAAAGCUCAAGGGCACAACUUUUUUCAGAAGUAAGUAUUACUGCAUAAAGUUUAGGUGCAAAUUGGGUAAAAAAGUAGUUACUAUAUAAAUUCCAGCUACAAAUUAGGUGAGAGAGAAAUAGGCAACUGAAAUAGAUAUUAAGUUCUGGUCACUGGGUAUAUUCAGGAAGGGCACGUCACCACUUUUGAGGUCAAAGAAGGUUUCCCAGAGGAGGUGGCCUGUGAGGAGUGCCAGGAAGGUUGGAUAGGAGCCAGGGUGUGGGAUGGGGGUGUAGAUGUUGUGGGGAGAUCCUGGCUGAGGAAGUAGUGUGAACAAAGGCCAGGAGACAGAAUGGAUAGCCUAUGUCAAAAUGCUUAAUUUUUUGGUUUUUAACUUAGUAGAAAGAACAGAAUGUAAUGUCCAGAGUUCUUAGGAAAGUUUGUGAAUAAAAAGUGGCCACAUCCCCUGGUCUAGUGAAACAUUUUGAAUUAAGAUCAAAGACUUGGGAGUUUAUAUUUUGCCAUUUUAGCAAAUCCCUAGAUGCCCUUGGGUGGUUUUAGCUCAUAUAAAUAGUACUUCUCUGAAGACUCUGGCCUAAUCAGUUGCCUGGUCCAGAAAGAUCUACAGAGUUGUAAACAUUAUGCAGAUGGUUAUUGAAAACAUAAAAAAGUUAUCCUUAUUUUGGAGAAUAAACAUUGUAACACUGUUUGUUACCUGUAAGGAGGACUAAGCAAGAAACCACAUACACCUAGAAUUGAGAAGGAUAUCAGAGGUGGAGCAGAGGAGUUGGGAGAGUGACUGUGAGAAUAUAUUAAAUAACUUGGACCCUUCACUCUACCUGCAUUUUUCUAUAAUGAACAUGUAUUUCUUGGGUAACUGCAAAGCUACUUCUUAAAAAUUAAGACCCUUUGAAUGAGAGAGAGUGGUAGACAGGGACUGUGAUUAAAUUUGUGGGACAAUGAAUAGGUGGAUGGACGUGAAUUUUUCUAUCAAAUCUAUAUAUAUUAGUUGAGUUUGUUCAGUGACCAAAAGCAAUAAUAUUUGGCACAAAUGAUUAUGUAACUCAUUCUGUAGUAUAAGCUGAAUAAAGCAAUUUUAAAAGUUUAUAUACAGAGCAGUAGAAUAUAGUGCUAUGAAGCACUUAAGAGUGUGGGCUCUGGGGGAUCCUGGCUGCCGGGGUGCAAAUUCCAGUUCCACCACCUAAUAGCUGGGUUACUUCAGCAAGUUAUGUGAACUCUCCCAUGCCUCAGUUUCUCCAUUUGUAAAAUAGGCAAAAUCUUAAUAUCAACCUCACUGGUUGUGAGGGGUAAAUGAGUUAAUAUAUGUAAAGUGCCUGGAACAGUGACCUACUUGUAGUAAACGAUAAAUAGUGUUAAUGUUAUUAUGCAAACUGGCAUCCUGACCCAAAUUAGGCUUGCAGGCAUAUUUUGUUUCGCAGGCAUAGCAUUUGAAAAAGAAUGAGAAAUUGAAUGCCUUUAGACAGAAGUGUACUCUCCACUUGGCCACAGGUCCCAGCAUGAGCUACCAUCCCACACCCAGCCUGAUUCAUACGUUCAUGUUACCUGCUUAGUCUAUAAGCACUUCAGUUUGUGACUAGUGGUUUAUUAGAAUUUGUGGAUGGUGGAUUAAUAACAAGUGAUUGCCAGCUCAAGGCUAGUUCUGCAAAGCGUAGCCCUGCUUUCUCCCCAAAAGCUGACUGCAUUUUAACCAUUGUUCACUCGUCUGUCCCUCGCUUAGCCAAGUUCUCUGAGUGCAAGACAAUGUUUUAUUAUUCUUUGUAUCCUCUGAACCUGCCGUAGAUCCUGAUGCUGCUCCAUAAAUCUUUGUGGUCUGAAUGAACAAGUUGUAGUAUUAGGUGGGAUGGUAGCCUCUCAGGGAAUGUUACUGGGUUGGGGCUGACAUGUGAAGGAUGAACUGGAAGUGUGUGUCAAAGAUGUGACUUUGGCAGUGCAUACGGCAUUUAAGAAACUAGUUGUCCACAGGAAAAAAACACUUUCUUUUUCUUUUUUUGUAUCUAUAUUAGGCGAUGGAUGUUAACUAAACUUAUUGUGGUGAUCAUUUCACAAUAUAUGUAAGCCAAGACAUGCUGUGCACUUUAAACUUAUAUAGUGCCGUCUGUCAAUUAUAUCAAUAAAACCGAAAGGAAAAAAAGAAACUAGGCUGUCAGGUGUGAUUGGAAAGCAGGGUAUGAGGAAGAAAAAGUGAUGCUGGAAAGAUAAAUUGUAGACACAUUAAGGUGUUUGGAUGUUAAGAAUGGCAUGAAAUUUGAUAAUAAGUAUCUCAUAAAUGUUCCAUAACAUAUUUUGUGUAUAUGCUUAUGGAUAUUAUUGGCAUUUUUUCCUAGUGUGAUCAUGUCUUUAGAUAAGCAGUACCUUUGGAAUCAGAUAUGAGAUAGAAUGUCUUUAUCCCUAUUUGAUAAGUCUGUGGGUUGACUUUUUAUUACCCUGUACAAAUACUGUUUUCCUUUGAGUCACCCUUUUCUCAUUAAACAGUCCUGCCUUGGU